UCAGUCCCUCCCUCGUAGAUUAUCGGUUCUUCAAAUGGGAAGAGGAAGACAGAGAGGUCGUUCUCAGAGAAAACAUUUCAAAGAGAGCAGAGAGAAUGUCUGGAAACGCCCCAAAUCCGAUGCUCCCGACAAACCCACCUGGGAGCCUUUCUUGACCGAUAACCCUAACUUCGAGGAGUAUUACAAGGAACAAGGGAUAGUGAAAGCAGAAGAGUGGGAUCUGUUCAUGGAGAUUCUUCGUAAGCCUUUGCCCGCUGCCUUUAGGGUUAACUCCAACAGCCAGUUUUGCGAUGAGAUUAUAUCCAUAUUGGAGAAUGACUUUGUGAAAUCUCUUCAGGCUGAGGCCAUAGAAGGUGGUGAGCUGGAGGCUAUUAAGCCCUUGCCUUGGUAUCCUAAGAAUCUCGCUUGGCAUUCCAAUUUUUCCCGCAAGGAGAUUAGGAAAAAUAAGAUACUCGAGAGGUUUCAUGAAUUUCUGAAAUUGGAAAAUGAAGUUGGAAACAUGACUAGACAGGAAGCUGUUAGCAUGGUGCCUCCUCUUUUCCUCGACGUACAUCCAGAUCAUUUUGUGCUUGACAUGUGUGCUGCACCGGGUUCCAAAACAUUUCAGCUGCUCGAGAUUAUACAUGGAGCAUCAGAACCAGGAACUCUACCUAAUGGAAUGGUGGUGGCUAACGAUGUUGAUUUCCAAAGAUCUAACCUUCUUAUUCACCAAACAAAGAGAAUGUGCACCGCAAACUUGAUAGUGACUAAUCAUGAAGGGCAACAGUUCCCCGGUUGUCGCUUGAAAGGACUAAGUGAAGAUAUGCCCAUUAAUCAACUUUCCUUUGACCGUGUUCUGUGUGAUGUUCCGUGCAGUGGUGAUGGUACCCUGCGCAAAGCUCCAGACAUCUGGCGGAAAUGGAAUUCUGGAAUGGGCAAUGGACUCCAUAGCCUACAGGUUAUCCUUGCUAUGAGGGGUUUAUCGCUGUUGAAAGUUGGUGGGAAAAUGAUAUACUCAACCUGCUCAAUGAACCCAGUUGAGGAUGAAGCUGUUGUCGCUGAGAUUCUAAGGAGGUGUGGAGACUCUGUUGAACUUGUAGAUGUUUCUGAUAAGCUUCCUGAACUCAUACGGAGGCCAGGUCUCAAGACAUGGAAGGUGCGUGAUAAAGGUGGGUGGUUUACUUCUUACAAAGACGUUCCUCAAAACCGAAGAGGAGGAGUCAUUGUGAGCAUGUUUCCUUCUGGGAAAAACCUCAAGGACUCAACCGAAACAACUCAGGAGAAUGAGAAUGGUGGUGUUCAAGAUGAGUGCAAGGAAACAGAGAACUCUGUGGUGGAUGCUAUUCCUGAUGAACCAGUCGUUGAAGUCUCUGAUCUUCCACUUGAACGUUGCAUGAGGAUAGUGCCUCAUGAUCAGAACACCGGAGCCUUUUUCAUCGCGGUCCUUCACAAAGUUUCACCACUGCCAGAAUUUCAGGAGAAACCAAAUCCAAGAAAGCACUCAUCUAAGAAAAAUGCUGACUCGACAGAAAAGUCUCCGGCUGAAGAAGCUGUUGUCAGUGCUAAUACUGAACCAGUAGAGGAAGAAGAUGCAAACAAUGAGAAGGAUGAUGAUAGCUUGGAGCCUGAGAAGCAAACCACACAGGGAGAAACCACCAUCACUGAAGAGAAAGAAGCCAAUCCACCGAGUCAAGCGGGAGGCAAGAGAAAAGUACCGAUGCAAGGGAGGUGGAAAGGCUUCGACCCUGUUGUUUUCCUGAAAGAGGAGACGUUAAUCGAUAGCAUCAAAGAGUUUUACGGUAUCAAAGAUGAAUCAUUCCCAUUGUAUGGUCAUCUGGUGACAAGAAACACCGACACCAGCAGCGUGAAGAGGAUUUACUAUGUUUCAAAAUCUGUUAAGGAAGUUCUUCAGCUGAAUUUCGCAGUCGGACAGCAGCUUAAGAUUGCUUCUGUUGGCCUCAAGAUGUUUGAGAGACAAUCUGCAAAAGAAGGUUCAAGCAAGCCGUGCUCAUUCCGUAUAUCAGCGGAGGGACUACCUGUGAUCCUUCCAUACAUCACCAAACAAGUUCUCUACACUCCAAUGGCAGACUUCAAACAUCUUCUUGAACACAAAUCGAUCAGGUUUCCGGAUUUUGUCAAUCCACAGUUGAGUCAGAAAGCAACUGAACUUGUUUUGGGAUGCUGUGUGGUGAUUCUCAGCGACGGUGAAGAACCUGUGAAAGCAGAUGCAUCUACGAUUGCUAUCAGUUGCUGGAGAGGGAAUAAUAGUUUGGCUGUUAUGAUCACUCUUGCGGAUUGCCAGGAGCUGCUAGAGAGACUUGCUGAGAGAACACCAAAAACAGGUGGUGGUUCCGUUGAUGGGAACAACGGCGAUUCAGUAGCUAUGGAGACAGCUUAAAGCCCUGCCUUCAUCACCAUAAACUUUUUAAAUUGUGUUGUGCUUUUUUUGAUUAUUCACUUGGUACCUCCAGGCUCCAAAUUGCUUUUCAUAUAAGCAUCAUGACCAUGAUGACUUUGGAGCUUUGAUAACAUUUUUUAGUCAAAUGAAUGUUUACAUUCCAAA
This is a messenger RNA of Brassica oleracea var. oleracea, 2542 nucleotides long. RefSeq names its product tRNA (cytosine(34)-C(5))-methyltransferase-like. Gene Ontology annotation, molecular function: RNA binding; tRNA (cytidine-N5)-methyltransferase activity. The coding region runs from base 35 to 2377 and encodes 780 amino acids. The transcript is spliced from 15 exons. Lineage: Eukaryota; Viridiplantae; Streptophyta; Magnoliopsida; Brassicales; Brassicaceae. Gene Ontology annotation, biological process: RNA methylation. The record is from RefSeq and is a predicted model, not a curated record.